UUCUAGCUUGCUGUAACUGUAGUGUUGUACGCGUAGGGUUUUAGCUACUUCAAAAAGCGCGCUCAAAAACCAUAAAAAUCCAGCUUCAACUUCAUCAAAUUCUAGGGAUUAUUUUGCUCAACUUUCAUAGACUCCACAAAAGAUAAUGGACAUUGAAAUGGAAUCUUCUCCUCCCAGCUAUUUCGACCCCGAAGACCUCACAUCAAGAGAACAAUUUCGCCGUUACGGGAAACGGUAUUCCACAAGUGUAUCUCCGCACCGAGACGAUUACGUGCCUAAGCUCAAAGAUGGGAGGUUGUUAUAUGAGGGGCAGAGUAUACAUAGUCCUACUAAUGCUGCACUUCUUCUUGAGAAUAUUAAACAAGAGGCUGAUAGUAUUGAUACUGAUCAAUUUGAAAGUACACCGCAUUCAAGGACGGCAUCUAAAAGAAGAUCGUAUAUUGAUAGUCGUGGUAUUUAUGAGGGUGACUUUGGUGUUGAUUCGAUACGACGGCUUGGUAGUGAGUCGCUUAAAGCUUGUAAGAUUGAGGAUGAGUCGGUGACUGAUAGCGGAGAGAUGAUUUUUGGGUUAUUUGCUUCGCUUCUUGAUUCUGCUAUUCAAGGGUUGAUGCCUAUCCCUGACUUGAUCUUAAGAUUUGAGAAAUCAUGCAGGAAUGUGUCAGAGUCAAUCAGGUACGGACACAACAUACGGCAUGGAGCUGUAGAAGACAAACUGAUGAGACAGAAGGCUCAACUUCUACUUGAUGAGGCCGCUACCUGGUCUCUUUUGUGGUACAUAUACGGGAAAGAGUCAGAGGAAAUCCCUGACGAGCUUAUUAUGUCACCCUCGACAUCACAUUUAGAGGCUUGCCAGUCUGUUGUGAAGGAUCUUACUGCACAGUUAUGCAUCAGAGUAGUUCAGUGGCUUGAAGGAUUAGCCUCUAAAGCCCUUGAUUUGGAAAGCAAGGUUCGGGGAUCUCAUGUUGGUACCUAUCUUCCCAAUUCUGGAAUUUGGCACCAUACUCAGCGGCUUUUGAAGAAGGAUGCCUCCAGCACAAAUAUUGUUCACCACCUGGAUUUUGAUGCUCCAACACGUGAACAUGCUCAUCAGCUUCCGGAUGAUAAAAAACAAGACGAGUCUCUUUUGGAGGAUGUCUGGACUCUGUUAAGGGCAGGAAGACUGGAUGAGGCAUGCGACCUUUGCCGCUCUGCUGGACAGCCAUGGAGAGCUGCAACUUUGUGUCCUUUUGGAGGAUUGGACUUAGCUCCUUCUAUGGAAGCCCUCAUGAAAAAUGGGAAGAGUAGAACCCUUCAGGCUGUUGAAUUAGAAAGUGGUAUUGGUCAUCAAUGGCGUCUUUGGAAGUGGGCAUCAUAUUGUGCAUCAGAGAAAAUUGCAGAGCAAAAUGGUGGAAAAUAUGAAGUAGCUGUAUAUGCAGCACAAUGCAGUAAUUUGAAUCGCAUGCUUCCUAUUUGCACAGACUGGGAGUCAGCCUGCUGGGCAAUGGCAAAGUCUUGGCUUGAUGUUCAAGUAGAUUUAGAGCUGGCUCGUUCACAACCUGGGAGAAUGGAACAGCUCAAAAACUCUGGAUAUUCUCUUGAUGGAAGUCCUGGACAAAUUGAUAAUGCAUCUCAGACUUCUUUUGGACCAGAAACUUGGCCACUGCAAGUUCUGAACCAGCAACCACGAAGUCUUUCUGCUUUUCUUCAGAAACUCCACUCGGGUGAAAUGGUCAAUGAAGCUGUCACUCGAGCAAGCAAGGAGCAGCAACGGAAAAUUGAGAUGGAUCUAAUGUCGUGUGACAUCCCACACUUACUGGACCUGAUCUGGUCAUGGAUAGCACCUUCAGAAGAUAAUCAAAGUAUCUUCAGGCCUCAUGGUGAUCCUCAAAUGAUCCGUUUUGGUGCUCACUUAGUGCUUGUGCUUAGGCGUUUACUUGCCGAUGACUUGAAGGAUUCUUUCAACGAGAAGCUUAUGAAUGUUGGUGAUCUUAUUCUACACAUGUAUGUGAUGUUUCUUUUCUCAAAGCAACAUGAGGAGUUAGUCGGAAUUUAUGCAUCUCAGCUUGCACGGCAUCGUUGCGUUGACCUUUUUGUUCACAUGAUGGAACUAAGAAUAAAUAGCAGUGUGCAUGUUAAGUACAAAAUUUUCCUCUCUGCAUUGGAGUACUUACAAUUUUCUUCCGAGGAUGAUUCAAAAGGCAGUUUUGAAGAAAUCAUUGAGAGGAUUCUGUCAAGGUCUCGGGAAAUCAAAGUUGGGAAAUACGAUAAGUCAUCAGAGGUUUCUGAGCAGCACCGUUUACAGAGCCUUCAAAAAGCAAUGGUGAUCCAAUGGCUCUGCUUUACACCACCCUCCACAAUUAACAAUGUUAAAGAUAUUAGUUUCAAGCUUCUUUGGCGGGCAUUGAUGCACAGCAACAUACUUUUCAGAGAAUUUUCUCUGAUAUCUAUGUGGAGAGUGCCAUCAAUGCCUAUAGGGGCACAUGCAUUGCUUAGUUUACUUGCUGAACCACUGAAGCAGCUUUCCGAUAUACCUGAUACCCUUGAAGAUUAUGUUUCUGAGAAUCUCAGAGAAUUUCAAGACUGGAGCGAAUACUACUCCUGUGAUGCAACAUACCGCAACUGGCUCAAAAUUGAUUUGGAGAACGCAGAGGUUCCAGUCCAUGAACUCUCAAUGGAGGAAAAACAGAGAUCUAUUACAGCAGCCAAGGAAACAUUGAGAUCAUCUUUAUCAUUGCUAUUAAGGAAAGACAACCCUUGGUUGACUUCUGUUGUAGAUCAUGCAUACGAAUCAGCAGAACCAUUAUUUCUUGAGCUGCAUGCUACUGCUAUGCUCUGCCUGCCUUCGGGUGAAUGUAUGUGUCCAGAUGCUACCAUUUGUACUGCAUUAGUGAGUGCUCUUUACUCGUCAGUGAGCGAGGAGACUGUCUUACACCGCCAGUUAAUGGUGAAUGUUGCCAUUUCACCAAGGGACAAUUACUGCAUUGAGGUUGUUCUUCGCUGUUUGGCAGUAGAGGGCGAUGGACUUGGGUUACACCAAGCUGAUGAUGGUGGUAUUCUUGGUACUGUCAUAGCAGCUGGAUUUAAAGGGGAGCUUGUGCGGUUCCAAGCAGGAGUUACGAUGGAAAUUUCCAGAUUAGAUGCUUGGUAUUCAAUUGCAGAGGGAUCUUUGGAAGAACCGGCUACAUAUAUAGUACAGGGACUAUGUCGUAGAUGUUGUCUUCCUGAAAUAAUUCUUCGAUGUAUGCAGGUUUCUAUUGCAUUAAUGGAGGCCGGUAAUCCACCAGAAAACCAUGAUGAUUUGAUUGAACUCGUUGCUAGCUCGGAAGCUGGGUUCCUCCAUUUGUUUAGUCAGCAACAAUUACAGGAGUUUCUGCUGUUUGAGCGAGAAUAUUCAGUAUGCAAAAUGGAGCUCGAAGAGGAAAUCUCGUAAACCUGCACUCGAUAGAACAGUAUUGCUGUGCUAUUAUUGCACCAAAAUUCAAUGGAUUGCAACAACUCAGAUACUCGUCACUGGUAAUCUAUACUCCGAGAGCCGUAAAGAGUUGUGUGGUGGAAGAGCCAACUGAGAUCCAAUGGAGCUUACAUUACCUGAAAGUCAGAUCUCAUAGAGGUUAAAUUAUUACAUUCCAUCAAUGCCUUGAUCCCUCUUCUCUGGCCAAUUAUCAGCCAAAAUUCCUCCGAGCUGUAAUUGUUUUUUAAUUAUUAUUGUUGUAUAUUAUUUCUAAAUUUAUUAGAUUUAGAAAGCCGACUAAUUUGGAGCUGAUAUUGUUAAUGGUUUCUGCAAUUUUUGUUUUGUUGAGUUGCUUAAUUUUUCAUAA
Messenger RNA from Mercurialis annua (annual mercury), 3797 nucleotides. Its product is annotated as nuclear pore complex protein NUP107. Gene Ontology annotation, molecular function: structural constituent of nuclear pore. NCBI's taxonomy places the organism in Eukaryota, Viridiplantae, Streptophyta, Magnoliopsida, Malpighiales, Euphorbiaceae. The transcript has 24 exons. The record is from RefSeq and is a predicted model, not a curated record. Gene Ontology annotation, biological process: regulation of DNA-templated transcription; mRNA export from nucleus; protein import into nucleus. Gene Ontology annotation, cellular component: nuclear pore outer ring; nuclear pore. The coding region runs from base 146 to 3409 and encodes 1087 amino acids.